Molecule: messenger RNA, 1266 nt
Organism: Marmota monax (woodchuck)
Lineage: Eukaryota; Metazoa; Chordata; Mammalia; Rodentia; Sciuridae
Product: alpha-1,3-mannosyl-glycoprotein 4-beta-N-acetylglucosaminyltransferase-like protein MGAT4E
Biological process (GO): protein N-linked glycosylation
Molecular function (GO): acetylglucosaminyltransferase activity
Source: RefSeq, a predicted model, not a curated record
AUGCCCCAGGAGACCAGUAGCAGCCGUAAGACCCAGAGACCACUAGAAGACUGGCAAACCAUCACCUUCAAAUAUCUGGAAAAAAUCCAGCGCAAAAGAAAGACAUGGCUCACAGUGGGGAUCUCCUCAGCAUCACAAUGGACUCCUAAUGGCCUCCUGUACACAUUGGUCUCCCUGUACCAAGCCUCCUCUCCAGAGGAGGAGAAACACCUCACUGUACUGGUCCACCUGGCAGAUUCUGACCUCCUCUGGCUCAAAGAAACCAUUGCCCAAAUUUCAAGACUCUUCAGUCCACAGAUCUUGGCCGGGCAGUUGCUACUGAUCCACGCUCCAUCUGAUGUCUAUCCCUCUGUGAAUGGCACCCAGAAUGAGGCCAGUCGUGAGGAAUUGUACUCCAAGCAGAAUGUGGAUCAUGCCUUCCUCAUGAGCUUUGCCACAAAUCUCUCUACUUACUUCCUGUUAAUCGAGGACAAUGUCUUUUGUUCCCCCAACUUUGUCACCCAAAUCCAUUCACAGGUGGCCUCCAUGAAGUCAAGUCCGGUGAUACUGGAGUUCUCGGACAUAGGCUUCCUUGGCAAACUCUUCCACAGCAAGGACCUCCCACUGCUGGCCCAUUUCCUGCUCCUCUUCCACCAGGAGAAACCCCUUGACAAACUGCUCCUUCAUUUCCGCACCCUUAUGGUCCAGGAGAAAUCAAUCAUCUGCAGACCAUUUCUCUUCUAUUACAGGAUGUCCCACCCCACCUUUGAUGACAACCAAAAGGCCACGCUCGAUCGGGAAACCGACCCUUUUGGUCCCGACAACCCCCCUGCUGCCGUUUUCACAGAUAUGACAGUUUCUAAUGUCCACUUCCCCUGGGAGGCCUACACUCUGGAUGAGUCCUACUUCUGGACGCACGAUGUUAAUGUAGGGGACCACUUGACCGUGAUCUUGAACCAUCCAUCGAACCUGAGAAAAGUGCAGGUGAUGACAGGCUCCAUCAUGGAGGGAAAGUACACCCUGAAGAAGGGGCAGGUGGAGCUGGGCUACGACCCUGAGGGGAUGCCUCAGUACUGUGCCUCAUUUUUCGUGCUGGGCCAUCUGGUGGAGGGGCAGCUGUCUCAGGAGAUAGUUCCGAAAAGCAUGGGACACCAAGUGAACUGUGUGAGGCUGGUGGCCAAAGCCAAACAGGAUGGUGGCCUCAUGAUCAGGCACAUCUACCUCUGGGAAGAAAAGGCCAAGAAGGAAAAGCUCAUCAGAGACGGUGAUACAUCAUUAAAAGUAUGA